Protopterus annectens (West African lungfish) is the source of this 1390-nucleotide messenger RNA. RefSeq names its product transmembrane protein PVRIG-like. The record is from RefSeq and is a predicted model, not a curated record. Gene Ontology annotation, biological process: positive regulation of T cell receptor signaling pathway; positive regulation of natural killer cell mediated cytotoxicity directed against tumor cell target; positive regulation of mast cell activation. Lineage: Eukaryota; Metazoa; Chordata; Ceratodontiformes; Protopteridae. The transcript has 5 exons. The coding region runs from base 139 to 936 and encodes 265 amino acids. Gene Ontology annotation, cellular component: external side of plasma membrane.
AGCAGCAGAUUAGUUUUAUCUUUUCAGCAGUGAAGGAGUAUAAAGAUUUUUUUUGUUGUUUUCGUUUUUGUCAGCAUUUUUCCAUCCUUCAAACAGCAGUAAAAGAAUGCUUUUUUGCCAUAAGCAGCAAUCAUACCAAUGCCUCCUCGCUGCACACUAAUAAUCUUUAUUCUUCUUCUGGAAUUUCUAAAGACAGGCAAAAGUACUGCUAAAAUACAGAUGCAUACCACAGCAACAAAACCUGGGGCAAGGGUACAGCUCACCUGCAUAUUUUUUGGGCAAGGAAAAGUGGUUCAGGUGAACUGGAGAAAGACUGCAGGCCUCAACCAAACAAGGAUUGCAGUUUUUCAUCCAGAAUUUGGUCCUUAUAUUCAUCCAGAUUACAGGAAGGCUGUGAAACUGGAAAACCAGACCAAGACAAAUGUAUCUCUAAUUAUUGAAAAUUUUGAGGAAGAAGAGAAUGUAACAUACUGCUGCAAAUAUAUAACCUUCCCAUCAGGAAACUUAGAAGAAUGUGCUCGUCUCAUGGUUGAAAAUAACACAGGGAUUUCAGCAAAACUUCUUGCUUCCUACUCAGACCUCCUAGGAAUCCUGGCUUUAGCCAUUCUUUCUCCUAUAGCUGUUGUCAUCUUCUUUCUCAUCCGCAAACAAAGGAGGCCUCCAGUUUAUGAAAAUGAUCACUACAUCAGACAUAUCCAGGAAGCCAGCAGUAUACCCAUAAGAACUUCCCAACAUGAACAGACUCCAUUCUCCCCAGUCUAUGUAAUGAUCAAUGCCGAUUACCUUCCAUUCAGGGAAGGAGAAGCAGCUAUUCAAAGGCAGGCACAGAACAGCCCACCACCAAGUCACCCGACAAGUCAUUCCAGUGUGCCAGAUGGAGCCUAUGCUUAUGUGAAGAAAACAGCAUUGUGGAUAAAAGAUACUUCACAGACGUAACUUGUUGAAAUAGAAGUGACAUUAUAGCUCUCUAGCUCAUGACAAAAACAUGGUUUAGACUGUUAAUGGGUCAUCUGAUUGAUGUUACCCAUACAUGGAUUACCUGUACUGUAUUCUGAAGGUGUAUGGGCCUUUAAACACUCCAUUUUUCAUUGUACAGUGGUUCACCAGUGAUUGUGGUUUAACCAUGUCAUCGGUUUUAAGGAUAUAUUUUGUUGCCUUCCAGCCUUCUUUCUCUGGGUUUGUGUAAUUGUAUAAACUAGAGCCAUCUGCACACUUAUGCACUUGGGAAGAAAUUAUUGCAAGUAAAUUUAUGAGGGGUUUGACUUUUGUCAAAUCCUCCCAAGCAAGCCUUGUAUUAUAUUUGUUUACUUGUACAGUAACAGUGCCUGUUAUGUUGUAUGUUUACCUUUAAUAUUAACAAAAUAAAUAAUCUGGAAGGGCUUGAACAUGA